GCGAUUGGGCCCAGGCGCCGCCCCGGUUGCCAUGCAGAUUACGGGCGGGCGCCAGCAGUGGUCCACCGGCGCUCUCGCUUCACUUUCAAACCGGCGCUCGCGCACCAUGAAGUUCGUCCGCUUCCUCAUGAAGAACGUGGCCCUGUCCAACGUGCCCAAGCACAUCGAUCACUUCUCCAAGUUCUCCCCCUCGCCGCUCUCCAUUAAGCAGUUUUUGGAUUUCGGCUCAACAAAUGCCUGUGAGAAGACAUCCUUUAUGUUUCUGAGGCAAGAGCUGCCUGUGAGACUGUCUAAUAUUAUGAAGGAAAUCAACCUUCUCCCAGACCGGCUACUUGGUACACCUUCCGUUCAGUUAGUUCAAAGCUGGUACGUCCAAAGUCUCUUGGAUAUUCUUGAGUUUUAUAAUCGGAACCCAAAUGAUCACCGUGUUUUAUCAGGUUUUACAGGUGCAUUAAUCACAAUCAGGAAUAGGCACAAUGAUGUUGUUCCUACCAUGGCUCAAGGUGUGAUUGAGUACAAAGAAUCAUUUUGUGAAGAUAGUGUCACCAGUCAGAAUGUGCAGUACUUUCUGGAUCGAUUCUACAUGAGCCGUAUUUCUAUUCGAAUGCUCAUCAAUCAACAUACACUCAUUUUUGAUGGCACAACAAAUCCGGCCCACCCAAAGCAUAUAGGCAGUAUUGAUCCUGACUGUGAAGUUGUUGAUGUUGUUAGAGAUGCAUAUGAAACUGCCAAGCUGCUUUGUGACCAAUAUUAUAUGGACUCUCCAACACUAGAAGUGGACCAACACAAUGCUGUAAGUGGUUCAGGAGCAGUCCAUAUCAUUUAUGUGCCAUCACAUCUGUACCACAUGCUGUUUGAACUUUUCAAGAAUGCCAUGAGAGCUACUGUGGAAAAUCAUGAAUUGAGUCCAAGUCUACCCCCCAUUAAAGUAAGAGUUUCACUGGGUGGAGAAGAUGUCACGAUAAAGAUGAGUGACAAAGGUGGUGGUGUCCCCUUGAGUAAGAUAGACCGGUUGUUCAGUUACAUGUACAGCACAGCUCCUACACCUCACUUGGGAACUUCUGGAGGUGCACCAUUGGCUGGUUUCGGCUAUGGGCUGCCAAUUUCAAGACUUUAUGCCAAGUACUUUCAAGGAGACCUUCAGCUCUAUUCAAUGGAGGGCUAUGGGACAGAUGCAGUUAUUUACCUAAAGGCUCUAUCAAAAGACUCAGUAGAAAGGCUACCGGUUUAUAACAAAUCUGCCUGGCGACACUACCAACAUAACCACGAGGCUGACGAUUGGUGUAUACCUAGUAGUGAUCCAAAGAAUUUGGCUGUACACAAGAUUCAACAUUGAUGCUCACAGUCACCAGUUCAGUGACAUGAAAAGGAAUAAAUGGAGUUCAAUCUCCAUGUCAGCCACAUAAUGUGAAUUUUAGAUACAACAUGGUUCUUUGCAGAGAACAGUAGAAUAGAGGGGAUUAUAGAAGUAUGUGAUCUCCUUGAGUGAUCAACUUUCAGUUGACACUGACUCUUUUUUAAUAUUACUAUUCAAUGUAGGGAGAACAUGCUUAUGUAGAAAGAGGGAGAAAAGGGUGGCACUGUAAACAUGUGAAUGCAUUCCAAGAUUAGAAAACCCAAUUGCAAGCACUCUGGGUCCUAUUCAAAACUCUGUGUUGAUACAUGGGAUUGUGGUCUGGUUAGCAAUGCCGCAGGGAGGAAUGGACUUUUCUUAUCUUUGAGGAAAACCACUUUUGAACAUCAGUUUCUUGUCUUGCAUAUUACAAAGAAACAUAAAAAAUUCCAAUUGUAAUAUGAAUUCAUUUCCCUUUAUGCUAUUGCUGUAAAUGCCAGUAAGAUAAACGUAGCUUUGAAAUCCCAAGUGGUAAAUAUGAUUGUAUUAUUAAAGUCAACUAUUUUUUUAGGUGUGUUGUAUUAAAUGGUUAGUCGGUUCUGAAGAUGGGUGCUCGUGAAAGGUUCUUGCCCUGCAUUGUAAUGUUAGGAAUAGGAUCCGAAACAUAGGAACAAGCAUAUGGCAUUCAGACUGUCAAGUUCGCUCUGUUGUUUCUGUUAACCAUACCAACACUAAUUCUAACUUUUAUGUCUUUUCACUGUUGCAAAAAUAUUCAGUAAUGAUAAUUUGAGGCAUGAUUCUGUCUUUCUGAUUUUUUUGGAGGUAAAAUGGAUUUGCUGAACUUUCAUUACAUGAUUACAUUUCUAUACUGUACAUUCUUUAGCAGGAAUGAACUAUUUUCCUUGUCAAUUUUCUUCAUUUUUAGAGACUUUGGCUGAAUGUCAAUACCUUUAUGCUUCCACUACUGACCUUGCAUCUCCAUUUUGAUAGGUUAGAUGCUUUUUUUCCCCAAGAUCAGGUAAUCAUCUUAACAUGGGAAAAUCAAGAAGAAUAUUCAGACCAAUACCAUGUGUAAUUGAAGUAAUUAUUCCUUUUAUAUUCUCAGCCAUUUUAUCAAAAAGCUCCCAACACUACCUCCCUUCCCACUUCUCCCCAUUUCCACCUGCUGGGCAGGGAAUUAUGAUCUAGGUAAUGCAUCUGCAAGAAAGAUAAUUUAACACAAUUGAAUUAAAUGUGCCAAUUUUUUAACUAAUUACCUGCUGCCUGAAAAUCUGCUCUCUAAAACUCUCUUCCUCUGCAUACUAUUAGCUGCAACAUUUUCUCUAUCCUGUUAUAAAAUUAUUUUUAAUAUAGUAAAGUGCAACAUGUUUAUUUGUAUAUUAAUUCUUAUGUGACUGUAUAUGUGCUUGAAAUAAUGUUCCAAAGAUUAUUACAUUGGUGUAGAAAGUGAAAUACCUGCCUUUCAAAAUGUGAAGCAUUUACUAAAGGGCCUGUCCCACUCAUGACCUUUUUCACUCGUGGACAUUUCAUCAUGCUAAAAAAAACGCCCCGACCUACUUGAUGCCACGCGUACCUACGACUAGCAUCAUGGCUUCCU
This is a messenger RNA of Leucoraja erinaceus (little skate), 2930 nucleotides long. Its product is annotated as pyruvate dehydrogenase (acetyl-transferring) kinase isozyme 2, mitochondrial-like. The coding region runs from base 32 to 1336 and encodes 434 amino acids. Gene Ontology annotation, biological process: protein phosphorylation; regulation of glucose metabolic process. The record is from RefSeq and is a predicted model, not a curated record. NCBI's taxonomy places the organism in Eukaryota, Metazoa, Chordata, Chondrichthyes, Rajiformes, Rajidae. The transcript is spliced from 11 exons. Gene Ontology annotation, cellular component: mitochondrion. Gene Ontology annotation, molecular function: pyruvate dehydrogenase (acetyl-transferring) kinase activity.